UCCUCUUUAACUUUCUUUUUUAUCAAAAUUAUUUUCUCCUUUUUUCGAGGCUCUAUAAAUUCAUACCUCAUUCCUCUUCAUUACAUUCUCCAUUCUUCCAUUUUAUCUCUCUAAUACUCACCACACAUUCACUGUUAAUUUCUUCGUUUCUCUCUAUCUUCCCCAUUUUCAGUUAUUCUUCCCUAAUGGAAGUCGCUGCAGGAUAAUUCUGGCUGCAUUCUAUGGCCUUGACUGGUAACUGGGCAAUGUUCGGGGGAAGAAACAACUCGGAAAUUAUUGGUAGUAGCUCUAAUCGUUACAGAACAACAAAGGAUUUGAAGAGUGUAAGUUUUGGCAUGGCCAGUGGGCUUGAUUGGAUAAAACAUAGAACGUCGUCUGUAUUUAAACCUUUAUUGAUUUGUUCUGCUUCUUCUUUCAUUCAUUGGUCUCAUAAAAUCCCUAUAUGUGAUGGAUUUGACGAGUUUCUCUAGCUGCUGAUAAAUUAAGUUUAUAAUUGGGUUUAAGACUUCGAGAGAUUGAUUGGUCUUUAGUGUACAAUUUGUACAAUCCAAUUUUUGUCGAAAUUUCAAACUAGGAAGAUGCCUGGUUUUGUUUGUGGAAAAAAAAGGUUAACUGAAUCAAACACGUGCUUCGCAAAUCACUCAAAAGACGCUCGUGGGACUGGGUCUAUGAUUGCAGAUGAUGGUUACGUCCCUCUUUUGCCGAGGCUUCCAGAUGAUGUGGCAAAGCUAUGCCUUGCACUUGUACCUCGAAGUGAGUUUCCCACAAUGGGUGCAGUGUCUACACGGUGGAGGUCAUUCAUUCGAAGCAAGGAGUUCAUCACUAUUCGGAAACAAGUGGGCAUGCUCGAAGAAUGGCUCUAUUUGUUGACAAUUGACGAGGAGGGAAAAGAGAGCAGGUGGGAGGUAUUGGAUUGUUUUGGUAACAAGCACCGAGUUCUCCCACCCAUGCCCGGUGAAUUCAAGAUGGGAUUCGGAGUUGCGGUUCUUCAUGGCAAGCUGCUCGUGAUGGCUGGCUGUACUGUUUAUGAAGGGGCAGCAUCUCCCACCGCUGAUGUUUACCAGUACGAUUGUUUUCUCAAUAGCUGGGACAAGCUUUCAAGCAUGAACGUUGCUCGUUAUGAUUUUGCAUGCGCUGAAGUUGGCGGGAUGAUUUAUGUCGUUGGAGGCUAUGGCAUGGACGGGGAUUCUCUUUGCAGUGCUGAGGUCUACAAUCCUGAUACCGGCAAGUGGACUCUGAUCGAGUCCCUUCGCCGCCCUAGGUGGGGAUGUUUUGCCUGUGGAUUCGAGGGCAAGCUUUAUGUUAUGGGCGGUAGAUCAAGCUUCACUAUUGGAAACUCGAAGUGUGUCGACAUGUAUAACCCAGUUGAUCACACAUGGACGGAGAUGAAAAACGGUUGCGUCAUGGUCACAGCUCAGGCAGUGCUAGGUAAAAAGUUGUUUUGCAUUGAAUGGAAGAAUCAGAGGAAAUUGGCUAUAUUCAACCCCGAAGACAAUUCAUGGAAGAUGGUUCCGGUUCCGGUUACUGGGAGUUUGAGUAUUGCGUUUCGGUUUGGUAUACUUGAUGGAAAGCUUUUGCUCUUUUCGCUUAAGAAUGAGCCUGGGUACCGAACAUUGUCGUACGACCCUGAGGCAGCCCCGGGUUUUGAGUGGAAGACAACCGAUAUCAAGCCCUCGGGCUCGUGCUUAUGUAGCGUGACUAUCAAAGCAUGAAAAACGUGUUGUAUGUUUGUGGUAUCCAAAUUGAAGUAAAAUGAAGUAAAUCUGAUAGGUAUAGAGGUUAAUACUCAUAUUGAUGUUGAUUUAUUGCUUGGAUGUGUAACCAAUGUGAAUGUGACUUUUGCGCUUGUCGCAAUUCUUUUAAUAAAAUGGUCCACCAACCUUUUAUUUU
Molecule: messenger RNA, 1890 nt
Organism: Amaranthus tricolor (Joseph's coat)
Lineage: Eukaryota; Viridiplantae; Streptophyta; Magnoliopsida; Caryophyllales; Amaranthaceae
Product: F-box/kelch-repeat protein At1g67480
Exons: 4
Coding region: 579-1712 (377 amino acids)
Molecular function (GO): protein binding
Source: RefSeq, a predicted model, not a curated record